AUGGCUCCGCUCGACAGCGCCGGCACACCGCGAGUGGGCGUUAGCAACUUUGUGCCCGGAAGGCCGAAUGGCCCACCUUCGCUGAAAGUUUCUAGAAUGGUCUACCAGUCAUCGCCCAAGACAUCCGAGACAUCGAGCCUUGGUAGGGCCGAGUUCCUGCAAUUCCUCGGCAUCUCUACGGUAGCGGCCAUCUUCACAGUGGGAUCUUUGCGCUCUCGCGUGCGAGCACAGGUGCCAGGAGACCGGAACCUCUUGCUGAACAGCUUCUCCUGUGGCACCACCCCUCUCCGAAAUCCGACGUACUUGGGGGGCGGUGUGCAGGCAGAAGUGUUCUCGGCCGACACGGCCUCAAACAGACAGGCUGUUGUAAAACUCAGUCGAGCCAACACCGACUACGCCAUGCACAGCUUUGAGCACGAGCGGAGAGUCCUGCAGAUCUUGAAUGAUGCCAAGGUUCCAAACGUUGAGCGCUGCAUCGGGUUUGGCGAGGUGAGGACUACUGCUGGCCCUCGUCAAGGCAUGGUGUUGAUGCCUUGCCUUCCGGGUCGUAACAUCUCCGUAAAGAACGGCCGCGGCGUCCCAAAGAUGCUGGAGUCGCAGGAGAAAGAUCGCAUGGAAAGGUUCAUGGCAACUGCCGUGCGCAUCCUGGAAGCCGGCGUGGCCGGGGUUGAUGUCCAGGUGCUUCAGUCACCAUCCAGCAAUGACAUGCUCUGGAUCGACUUUACAGAGGCCGCGUUGUUGAAGAUGCAAGAUCUGGCCAUUUCGGUGGAGGGCCCGCCGACGACAUGUCCAGAGUAUGAGAGGCGGUAUAAGAGCCCUAGGGACGCUGUGGUGGGAUUUGCGACAGAAGUCUUCCUUAUGGUGCCGGCACGGUCGCACGAACAUGCCGUUCGGGCUCUUGCUGGAGAGUUGCGGGAGCUCAGCGAACAGCGCCUGCGAGGUACGGGGAAAACUUUCCAAGAUGUUUGGGCGAAGCUUCCAUGGAAAGUUGGUGGGCUGGAAACAAAGCGCUUGGAGACUGCUGCGUGCAGUGCGGUGGGAGUGGUAGCUGCGUGA
Molecule: messenger RNA, 1056 nt
Organism: Symbiodinium sp. CCMP2456
Lineage: Eukaryota; Dinophyceae; Suessiales; Symbiodiniaceae
Source: the annotation of a GenBank genome assembly